Molecule: messenger RNA, 2150 nt
Organism: Chelmon rostratus (copperband butterflyfish)
Lineage: Eukaryota; Metazoa; Chordata; Actinopteri; Chaetodontiformes; Chaetodontidae
Gene: mcoln2
Product: mucolipin TRP cation channel 2
Exons: 14
Coding region: 61-1731 (556 amino acids)
Cellular component (GO): membrane
Molecular function (GO): NAADP-sensitive calcium-release channel activity
Source: RefSeq, a predicted model, not a curated record
UGUCAGCCGUCUGACAGACGCACGCUCGGUUAACUGGUGUGUUCACGUGGCUGAUCAAACAUGGAAUUAUUGGGUCGAUAUCUGGACAGGAGCAAUUCAAUUAGCUCUGUCAUGACUCAAGACGGCAUCAAAGAGGAGAACCUGAGAGACGACCUGAAGUAUUACUUCAUGAGCCCGUGUGAGAAGUACCGGGCCAGGCGGCACAUACCCUGGAAGCUUGGGGUGCAGAUUCUGAAAAUCAUCAUGAUCACCACACAACUCGUCCUGUUCGGCCUCAACAACCAGCUGGUGGUGUCCUAUAAGGAGGAGAACACGAUGGCCCUCAAACACCUCUUCCUGAAGGACUACAGCGGGGUGGACGAGGACGACUACAGCGUUGCUGUGUACACGCAGCACGAUGUCCACGACAGUCUGUCCUAUGUGCUGGAUCAGUACAGUCAGCUGGGCCGGAUCUCUGUGGGUCCCAUCAGCUACGCUGAGGACGAAGACAGGGAGCCGCUGCCUAUCGUCAUCUGUAAGGAGUACUACAGCAGGGGCAGUGUGGAGCCCUCAAAUGAGGUUUAUGACAUAAGCGCUCAGCUGGAGACAGAAUGUUUGUCACUCGCCCCAAAGGCUGCAAACCAAUGGAAAACCCAUAAUUCAUCCUUUUUUGAGCUGGACUUUUACAGGCUGGUUGACAUCAAAGUAACCUUCCAGCUGAACGGGAUCAACCUGCAGACAGUGCGUUUACGGGAGUUACCAGACUGCUACGCUUUCUACAUCACGAUAACAUUUGACAACCAGUGUCACAGCGGAAAGGUGAAAAUAUUCCUGGACAUGGACUCUGUGAGCAGCGCAUGUCGAGACUGGAAGAUAUCAGGGACGGCUCAGAAGAACACACACUAUCUUCUGGUGUUUGACGGCUUCGUCAUUCUUGUUUGCGUCACGUCAGCCGUGCUGUGCACCCGCUCCAUCGUACUGGCUGUCAGGCUGCUCCAGAGAUUCUCCAGGUUCUUGCAUGAGAACUACAACCGUAAAGUGUGUGAGGAUGACCAGGGUGAGUUUCUGAAUGGCUGGUAUGUGCUGGUCAUUGUCAGCGAUCUCUUGGCCAUAGUUGGAUCCAUACUGAAGAUGGAAAUACAAGCAAAGAGUCUCACCAGUUAUGACGUGUGCAGUAUCUUCCUGGGAACGUCCACGUUAAUGGUUUGGGUCGGGGUGAUCAGGUACCUGGGAUACUUCCAGAAAUACAAUGUGUUAAUCUUAACCAUGAAAGCAGCCUUCCCCAAAGUCCUGCGCUUCUGCUGCUGUGCCGGCAUGAUCUACCUCGGCUACACCUUCUGCGGGUGGAUCGUACUGGGACCAUACCACGAGAAGUUUGAGGGCCUGAGUCUUGUGGCGGAGUGUCUGUUCUCCCUGGUGAACGGCGACGACAUGUUUACCACCUUCGCUCAGCUGAAGGACAAAAACACUUUGGUGUGGCUCUUCAGCCGGGCUUACCUCUACUCCUUCAUCUCCCUGUUCAUCUACAUGGUGCUGUCGCUCUUCAUCGCCCUCAUCACUGACGCCUACGAGACCAUCAAGAACUACCAAAAGGACGGAUUCCCGCUGACGGACCUGCAGAAGUUCCUCAGAGAGCAGAAAGAUUAUUCUGCUGCAGAGGAGGGCAGUCAGACAGACGUUAAUGUCAGGCAGUCUGCGUUCUGCUGCUGCCGACGAGCUCCUGAAAACGACGAUGUCAUCCUGAUCAGCUGACAGCUGUCCCACUGGUUCAGGGAGGUGGAGGACGCUGGAAACAGGACUUCUCACGUCUGAUAAAGAUGCAGUGACUCAGUGAUCGGUGCUGAUCCAGGAGAAAGAUUCUGUGAAGUGCAAUAUGAAACACCGAACAAGUUCCCUCUGUCGGACAUGAAAGUGCAGCUCGAGCUUAAGAACUGGAACAGAAAGGUUUCGUGACAGUUAUCCGUUGGAGCUCAGGGUGCUGGUGAGAAGUUUACAGGGCCUUCUUAAGGUCUGCACAUGCAUUUCGUUGCCAAAGAACUGGAUUCAGUGUUUUGUGCAUUUCACUGCUGGUGCAAACACUGGUGCUAUGCAACAUUGUGCAAGUACUAAAUGUAAUUUAUUUGUCCAAUGUUGUCGUAAAGAUUGCAGUAAAGCUAAUUUUUUUAAUUGGA